This is a messenger RNA of Mirounga angustirostris (Northern elephant seal), 1482 nucleotides long. RefSeq names its product PWWP domain containing 4 (gene PWWP4). The record is from RefSeq and is a predicted model, not a curated record. The transcript has a single exon. Bases 1 to 1482 code for a protein of 493 amino acids. NCBI's taxonomy places the organism in Eukaryota, Metazoa, Chordata, Mammalia, Carnivora, Phocidae.
AUGCAAGGGGAGUCCCCACAAAGCUCCAGCAGGUACCCAAACUUCCCGUCACUUUCAGAGGGAGAUUAUGAGGAAGAGGGCAAGGAAAAGAGGGACGCCUCAAGAGUUAGGCCCUUGCGUCGCCCAGCCAAGGAGGAGGGUACAAGUGCUAAAGACGGAGGCGCCCUUCCAUCUCUGCCACCAGGGUUCAACCUCACUGUACCCAAGGCUCUGAAAGAAGAGGCACGUGACACCGACCCAAAGGCCCUGGCCGUCUCCUCUGAAUGCUCUGCCUUCUCCGGGAAUGUUGGGGACCACGGAGAGGGUUCCUGGAAGCCAGGCUUGGAAGGUGUGGCAGCAUCCUGCAGUGCCCCUAACCCGAAGCUGCGUUACUCACUCCGUCUGGCAAAUAGAAAAAGGAAGCUGCAGGUACCAGAGUUUGAGAAAGGGCUGCAAGGACUUCAGCCUUCCGUCAGCUCAAAGGCUAUCAGCCCCACCACUGCUAUUAAAAAGGACGUCAGCAAGGAAAUGGGACAACCGACAAGCAUGGCUUUUCCACAGGAGCCUCGUCCCAUUGAAGGAGGAAUGAUGGUCUGGUUCAAAUUCCAGGAUCACCCAUUUUGGCCAGCGGUGGUAAAGAGUGUCAGCCAAACAGAGCAGACUGCGAGGGUGCUUUUGAUUGAGGCAAACAUGCACGGCGAAAUGAGUGGCAUUCGAGUUCCUCUUCGAAGAUUAAAGCAUCUGGAGUGUAAAGAGAAAGAAAAACUGAUGAAGAGAGCCAGGAAAGUGUACGAGCAAAGUGUGAACUGGUGUUUCUCCCUGAUUUCCCACUACAGGGAAGGGCUCAGUCGCGGGUCUUUUGGAGGCUCUUUCCUGGACUAUUAUGCUGCCGACAUCAGUUACCCAAUUAGGAAAGCCAUCCAAGACGGGGAUGUGGAGAUUGAUUUCCCAAAGGUGAAUUAUGCCGACCUGGAAGAUUCUGAGGAGGAGGCCUCCCUGGGCGGGGGGAAGAGGCCCUGCAAGAAAAUUCUCCCUGACCGCAUGAGGGCUGCUCGGGACCGAGCCAACCAGAAGCUAGUGGACUUCAUCGUGAAAAGAAAGGGAGCUGAUCACCAUCUUCUGGACAUUGUCAAAGGCAGGAAAGAGUCCAGGUGGCUGGCAUCAUUUCUGAAUUCAAGCAGGUACGUGAUCUGCAUUGAAACAUACCUGGAGGAUGAAGACCAGUUGGAUGUGGUGGUGAGACAUUUACAAGAAAUCUACAAACAGAUAGACAAGAAAAUGCUGACUCUGACAAGGGAUGACAAAGUGAGUUUUGUUCUGGAAGUUCUUCUGCCAGAAGCAAUCAUUUGUUCAAUUGCUGCACUUGAUGGAUUAGGCUACAAGGAGGCAGAACAAAGGUACCUACAGGGGCCACCGGUGCAUUACCGGGAAAAAGAGCUAUUUGAUAAAAAUGUCCUCAAGGAAAUGAGAAAGGGAUCAGCAACAAGGGGCAAAGCUAAAUAA